AUGGCCGGGGCCACGCUAGUUAUAAAAAUUACUUAUCAACGGCAGGAAGAAAUUGCUCUCUUAUCAAUUCCUCCCCCUGCCACCGACAGUCUCAGCUCUGGUAGACGGCAACACUUGCAGCAGGAAUAUUUCCAAGGCAACAGAAGAAGGCAACUUCUAGGGAGGGAAUCAAAGGAAGGCAAUUCAACGUCAAAAGUCGUCAAAAAGUCAGACAACGAGGCGGUGAGUGCUGGUAGUGGUGAUUCAGCGGCGGUUGUUGAUCGGAAGAGCUCUGAGGGUGAGUUCGAUCCAAUUAGCAAUAAGGACGGCGACGACGGUGAUUUUUCUCCGCCAGUAAAGGCUCUAAAAGCUAUGAAUCCGCGAAUCAACUAA
This is a messenger RNA of Linum trigynum, 372 nucleotides long. The record is from the annotation of a GenBank genome assembly. Lineage: Eukaryota; Viridiplantae; Streptophyta; Magnoliopsida; Malpighiales; Linaceae.